This is a messenger RNA of Leptinotarsa decemlineata (Colorado potato beetle), 3680 nucleotides long. RefSeq names its product guanylate cyclase 1 soluble subunit alpha 2 (gene Gycalpha99B). The record is from RefSeq and is a predicted model, not a curated record. Gene Ontology annotation, biological process: cGMP biosynthetic process; response to oxygen levels. NCBI's taxonomy places the organism in Eukaryota, Metazoa, Arthropoda, Insecta, Coleoptera, Chrysomelidae. Gene Ontology annotation, molecular function: heme binding; guanylate cyclase activity. Gene Ontology annotation, cellular component: guanylate cyclase complex, soluble.
UCGAUGGAGAAAACGUCGCGUCGCUUCGGACCGCUAUCAGUGCUCAGUGGUAAACACGUCGCGAUCCUGCAAUCACGCAGCAGAACAUCUCGAGGAUAUCGCGUGACGGGCCUCUGUUAACACACACGUGAUAAUUUACUGGCAGGAAUUUUACGAGGUUCCCCGCUGUUAAUGGUGUCCGGACCGGCUGGAGAUGAUUAACUAGGGUUAUUGAGAAGGUCACCACUCCCCAGACGCCUCCAGGUACUAACGUCCAAAAUGUCUUUGGCAGACCCUCGAGCCAACAGAGCCCACUAGAUGACCACUGAAGCAUUGCAAUAAUCGAGAUGUCGUGUCCAUUUCGACGUUCCUCGAUGUCCCUGCAGAAUGGCGGAGCAGCCCUCAAACGCAGCUUCACGUCGAGGCAGAACUCCUUCCAGGUGCAGCCUGAGGACCAAGAAGAAGAAGACAGAAAUACUCUCAAUCUGAAGCACCUAAACGAAGCUAUACUCUCUCUCACAGCGCCAACGAAUGAAGCUAUCCAGCAGGCGUUGGCAUCUCUUAUCCUCAAGGAGACGGCUGAAAAUCCCUAUAGAUAUUGUUGCCUAGACAGAUUACCAACGAAUGUAACGAACUGCUCACACUACGCCUACUUGGAAGACAUCUACGACAUCAUCAAAUCAGAAAACGACGUAGAAGAAACGAUAUUUUUCGAUAAGCUGGGACAAGAACUGAUAGCCUCCUCGUGCUCGGGCCGGAUGGAGCGCGCAUUCAUGUGUCUGGGGGGCGAUCUGAAGGAGUUUUUAACGACCCUCGACGGCGUUCACGACGUGUUGAAGUACCAAGAGAUUGGCCACGAGGGAGAACACGAAUCUGAGGCAUUCGUAUGCACGGCGAGUGGGGAAGGGAACCUGCAGCUGGAUUUUACGACCGACAGACCCGCCGUGGCGUUUUUGCUCGUCGGGAGUCUUAAAGCGAUCGCCAGGAUAUUGUACUCCACCGAGGCGGAGGUGACGAUCGCGCAAAACGGGGCAGACGAGAGGCAGUUUAGAUUCACAAUCCGGUCAGUCUCACCAUCAACGAAACAGAAGCUGUUCAGCAGAAACGCCUUAGAGUCGACAUUCAUGAGCAGUAAACUUCAAAUGGGCGUCGUCACUUUCUGCAAAGCUUUUCCCUGGCAUUUUGUAUUAGAUCGUCGUCUAGAACUGGUGCAGCUAGGCAGUGGUUUCAUGCGCCUUUUUGGACAAUUCCUGUCUACCCACGGAACCUCCGUUGCCACGUACUUCGAAUUCCACCGACCACGCAGCAUCACGCUAGCUUUCAACGAGAUCAUCAAAAGAGCUAAUACUCCUUUCGUUUUAGCUAUCCGGGAACUUCCUGGAGCCACCUUGUUUCCUGCUGAGGGUCUGCAACUGAAAGGCCAGAUGGUAUAUUGUCCUGAAUCUCAUUCCAUUCUGUUUAUUGGUUCGCCUUUCAUUGACGGUUUGGAAGGACUGACCGGAAGUGGCCUCUUCAUCUCCGAUAUUCCACUUCACGACGCAACAAGGGAUGUUAUUCUAGUGGGAGAACAGGCGAGAGCACAGGACGGCUUGCGGAGAAGAAUGGAUAAAUUGAAGAGCUCCAUCGAGGAGGGGAACAGGGCCGUCGACAAGGAACGGGAGAAGAAUGUCAGUUUAUUACAUUUAAUAUUUCCGCCUGACAUCGCCAAGCGGCUCUGGCUGGGCGAAGCCAUCGAGGCUAAAACCCACGUUGACGUGACGAUGUUAUUCAGCGACAUAGUCGGCUUCACAUCGAUCUGCUCCACAGCCACUCCGAUGAUGGUGAUAAACAUGCUGGAAAAUUUAUACAACCAAUUUGACGUUUUCUGCGGCCAAAUAGACGUUUACAAGGUGGAAACAAUUGGAGACGCCUAUUGCGUGGCAGGUGGAUUGCACAAAGAGACAAACACGCAUGCUCAACAAAUCGCGUGGAUGGCUCUAAAAAUGAUUGAGGUGUGUUCUUCCCAUCAGACACAUCAAGGACAGCCAAUAAGGAUGAGGAUAGGCCUCCACACUGGAUCAGUCCUCUCAGGGGUGGUAGGGGUGAAAAUGCCACGCUACUGCAUGUUCGGCCACAAUGUGACAAUCGCAAACAAAUUCGAAUCGGGAAGUGAACCCCUCCGGAUAAACAUCAGCCCCACGACGUUUGUGAGGUUAAUAAGAGCCGGCGGCUUCACAACAGAAGAGCGUGACCACGAGUGUCUCCCGAAGGAUUUUCCCUCCUACAUCCCGGGAACGUGCCACUUCCUCGUGGGAUACAACCACCCCGACGUCGACGAAGACGCUCCGCUGGCUAGUCACAUCGAGAAGGGGAUGCUCGAUAUAGGACUGAAAUGGGAUCAUUCGUUGUAAGACUGUUCCGGCAUAGCAAUAUUUGUUUUAGUGCAAUAAGAACGAGAACUAUCUGAUAUUUGUGAAUGUAAAUUCGUUAUUUGUUUUAUUGGUGUCAGGUGUGGAAUGUGGAAUCAGGUGUGGGAUUUAACGCUCCAGACAACGAUUCAAGUUGGAAUGCUCAAUCAACACUAGAAAGCGCUUUCACAGCUCGCCGUAUACCUCAUCCGAAGCGCUAGGCUGCAUCACCCAACUCAACUAUCUUACCUAUAUCCACGGAUAAGAAAGAUAAACGAGGCUACACAAAAUUUGACUUUGCAACAAACAGCCCUCGAGAUCUUCAUUCGUUUUUGAUUAAUUCUUCCAUCGAUCCCAUAGCAGGCAAAUUCAUAAGAGGGAAUGUCAUCGCCAUUUUUUUAUUGCAAAGACAGUUGAGUAAAACUUUACAUUCAUGAUUCAGUCGAGCGCAAAACCAAAUUCGUGUUGUCUUUCUCAUAAAGGCAACUAGUUGAAGGCAGCCCCAGAACCAAAGCACUCGUGAUUCAAAACCAAACAGCGCUCUGUCGACCUGCUAUAGGUCUCAUCAAUAGUGCUAGGCUGAACUAUGAAUGCAUUGUUGGAUUCAAAUGAAGUUAAAGCAAUAACCUGACUAUAAAAUUGCGUUUGAUCACGAAUGCAUUUUUUGGUUCUUGUUUGGACUGGAUGCCGCGCAGUGAAAACAGCGAUCGAUGUCAAAGCUUGACUUUGCAACGGAUUGCCUUUGAGUGUCGUUUAUCUCCAUUAUUCGAUAAUUGAAUUUUUGUUGAUGCCAGUCAAAUAGUCAGAAUCUGUAAAAAAAUUAUAACUGUCAGCAUGGCAGUACAUAACUGGCAAUGACACAGUUACCUGAAAAUUUCAAAAUAGUUCAUUCACGAAUGUUCAAAAGUAUCGAUUUCAAUUUUGAAAUAGAUAAAUACUUAUCUAUUUGAAGACAACACAAAACGAAAAUGUGAUCCUUACCUUCCAAGUUUCUCACAAUGGAAAUCAAAAAGCCAAAACCAACGCAAUUGCAUCCUUUCUCCAUCACGCAUAUCGCAUCGGCUUGUGAGGAAGCUUGAAUUUUUUUCUCGCGCAAUUUCGAUGGAAGCAUUAAUAAAUCAUACAUAGUUUUCAUCUACAUGGUUUGGGUGACUUGGUAGAAAAUUAUUAAAUAAAGAAAAAAUUUAUAAAUAGUAUUUUGUAGGGAAAUAAUCGUAUUCACGUAUUUCUAAUUCAGAAAUUCUAUGCUAAAAUAGAUGUUUAACACUACCUACACAGUAGGGUGUGGUAAACGUCUGUCGAAAAACAACUACU